Molecule: messenger RNA, 1203 nt
Organism: Chaetomium globosum CBS 148.51
Lineage: Eukaryota; Fungi; Ascomycota; Sordariomycetes; Sordariales; Chaetomiaceae
Exons: 1
Coding region: 1-1203 (400 amino acids)
Biological process (GO): protein phosphorylation
Molecular function (GO): ATP binding; protein kinase activity
Source: RefSeq, a predicted model, not a curated record
AUGGACGAGGAGCAGGAGACAGAAGAGGUUGCUUUUGAGCACUUCAAAAAACACGUUGAUGGGCUCGGCCGUGACGUGACGCUGAUCCACCUGGCGCCUGAUGGCUGUAUCAUCUCUGUUUCGACCGACCUUAUCAACGACGUAACCGAGUGCGUCUAUUACCCUCAACUCAACCUCAUUCAGCUAUCAGCAGGCGUUCGAACCAUUCUCCGCUCCGAGCUGCGAGAACUGGAUCGGUUCAUUGGAAACGUCGACCUGGUCUCGUAUCAGGCCGAAUCCGACGACAGCAAGGCGUCCGUGACCAAAACGGCCGUCUUCAAGUACUACUGGAAUUCUCAAUUUGUGGGAAAGAUAUGGGAUGAGAUGAAUCUUUGGCUGCGACUGUCCCAUCAUCCCAACAUCGUUCCCAUUGAUCGCCUCGUGCUCGACGAAGUGCAAGGCGGUGUCGUGGGGUUCACAACCAUCUUCAUCCCUGGUGGCACCCUCGAAGACAAUGUGUCCCGCACCUUCAAGCUCAAGUGGUGCAAACAACUCAUGGCCUUGGUUGACGACUUGAACUUGCGAUAUGGCAUUGCCCACCAAGACAUUGUCCCACGCAAUCUGCUAGUCGAUGAAUCUACGGAUAAUAUCAUGCUAUUUGAUUUCGACUAUUCAGCCCAGAUUGGCCAUGGUCGAGGCCCCCUCUUCUUAUCAUACUGGUAUGCCAAACCAUCAUCCUCAUCUUCUCAUUUGUCUACGACUAACCUCGAGGUUAGGGACAUUCGGGAUGACGUGAGAGCCGUUGUCUUCACCAUCUACGAGAUGAUCACGCGCGACUUCCAUUUCCGGGAAGAGGACUGGGAGAAGCUCGAUGUGUCUUUGAUACAAGAUAUCGAGUGGGUGCAGCAUCCGGACGUCACGCUCGACCACCCGGUUGCCGAGUACCGUUCGCUCCUGAACGCAUGGUUGAAGACGCGCGCGGAAGGGAAGAAGGUCACCGUUUACACGGACGCGCCUGAGUGUAUUGACUGGCCAAUCCUGGAAAUGCCAAUUGGAGAGUAUACGACCAGCACUGGGGCCGUGAGACAGGUACAGACCUGGACGCCUGUGGACCGGUCCCAAGCUCUGGCCCUGGGAAAAAAGACGGUUGAAUGGCGGAGGCCGAAGCAGAGCACGCUAAAGGGCGACUACCACCUUCUCGCCACUGGAGAACUGCUAGAUUGA